This is a messenger RNA of Arachis ipaensis, 3153 nucleotides long. NCBI's taxonomy places the organism in Eukaryota, Viridiplantae, Streptophyta, Magnoliopsida, Fabales, Fabaceae. The record is from RefSeq and is a predicted model, not a curated record.
AUGAGGACAGCUGAAACAGUUCGAGAAGAAGAUGAAGUAGUGAGUGUACGAGGAAAGUUUUUCCAUCGCAUACAAGUACCAAGUCAAAACCUUCAGACAGAUGAAACAGUUGGCGAAGAAGAUGAUGCAGCGAGUGCACGAGGGAAGUUUGCCCAUAGCAUACAAGUACCAAGUCAAAACCUUCAGGCAGAUGAAACAGUUCAAGAAGAAGAUACAGCAGAUGCAGGCCAAGCAGAACAACAUUGUGAUGAUGACAAUGAACUUGAAGAGAUCACUGAAGAAGUCUCAUAUCUUGACUUUGGCAACCCUGAUUAUCAAUGCCAACAUUGUGGAGCCACAUUCUGGUAUGAAGAACGCCUAAACAAGCACUGUCAUGAGAGAGUUCCAAAAUUUGGCCUCUGUUGUCGUCAAGGGCAGGUGGAAUUACCGGUACUCCAACAACCUCCGGAAAUUCUUCAUCAGUUACUAUCAGGUUGUGAUGAAAAAUCCAUCCACUUUCAGAAGAACACCCGUACAUACAAUAGUAUGUUUGCUUUCACGUCUUUCGGCGGAAAGAUUGACAGAUCCAUUAACCACAGCAAAGGACCGCCAACAUUCCUACUUCAUGGCCAAAACUAUCAUUUGAUGGGUAGUUUGUUACCACAAGAGGGAAGUCCUGCCAAAUUUGCACAACUAUAUAUUUAUGACACACAGAAUGAAAUCAACAAUAGAACUGCUGUUGUUAGCUCUGAUAACAGCACAGAUCAUCUAGACAAAACCAUUGUGGCUGACCUUAUGAAGAUGCUUGACACCCACAACGUGCUGGCAAAGACAUUCCGAAUGAUGCGCGAAGUUAUGAAAUCCAAUCCAAUUCGCGAUAUUCGACUUAAAUUGAUUGGAAAGCGAGGCAAGGAUGGAAGACGGUAUAAUUUGCCGUCUGUUGAUGAGAUUGCAGGGUUGGUGGUGGGAGAUUUUGAUGCGUCAAUGAAAGAGAGAGAUAUCAUUGUUGAAACGAGAUCAGGAGCACUACAGCGAGUUUCAGAACUAAAUCCAUCAUACUUGGCACUACAAUAUCCUCUGUUGUUUCCAUACGGGGAAGAUGGUUGGCGUGAAAAUAUUCCAUUGAAUAGGCCACAAAAAAAUACAAAUGCUGAAGAUGCAAACAUUAGUAUGCGGGACUUUUUUGCAUUCCGAGUUCAGCACAGACAAUCAUGCAAAGGUGCUUUACUAUAUUCUAGGCGUCUGUUUCAGCAAUUCCUGGUCGAUGCAUUCUCAAUGGUUGAAGCAGCAAGAUUGAAAUACGUCUAUACGAAGCAAAAAAAGCUAAGAGCUGAAAUUUACAAGGGCCUUAGAGAUGCAGUUCUUAAUGGAGAAACAGAAGCAGCCUCGCUAGGCAAACGCGUUGUCCUACCAGCAACCUUUACUGGGGGAGCCAGAUACAUGAUACAAAAUUACCAAGAUGCUAUGGCAAUAUGCAGGUCUAUUGGGUAUCCAGAUUUGUUCAUUACAGUUACCUGCAAUCCUCAAUGGGAAGAGAUUCAACGUUAUUGCAAGGAGAAUAAUCUAAAGCCAGAAGAUAGGCCUGAUACUGUUUGCAGAUUAUUUAAGGCAAAGUUGGACAAGUUGAUUAAGGAUAUUCACAUAAACAAAUUAUUCGGAAAGUCGACUGCAGUUAUAUACACAAUUGAGUUCCAAAAGCGUGGAUUGCCUCAUGCACACAUAUUAUUGUUUCUCGCUGCUCAAGAUAAGUUUCCUGCUCCUGAAGAUAUUGACAGGAUUAUUUCAGCUGAGAUUCCGGAUCCAACUUUGGACCCAAAAUAUUAUGAAGCAGUAAAGAGUCAAAUGAUGCAUGGUCCAUGUGGUAUUGCUAGAAAAAAUUCGCCUUGCAUGGAUAAUGGACGUUGUUCUCGACAUUUUCCGAAGAAGUUUAUUGAAUUUACGACAGUAGAUCAUGAUGGAUAUCCAGUUUAUAGGCGUCGCAAUGAUGGCCGAACGAUUGACAUUUCUGGAAUUCCUCUAGACAAUCGUUAUGUGGUGCCGCAUAAUCGAUACUUGCUGUUAAAAUAUGGAGCUCAUAUCAAUGUUGAAUGGUGCAAUCAAUCGCGUUCCAUAAAAUAUCUCUUUAAGUAUGUUAACAAGGGAAGUGAUCGAGUGACAGCUUCUUUUUAUUCAAGUUCAAACGACAAUAAUCCCACUGUUAAGCCUGUUGAUGAGAUUAAGUUGUUUUAUGAUUGCCGGUAUAUUUCUCCAUGUGAAUCUGCAUGGAGAAUAUUUGCUUUUAAUAUUCACUAUCGAAAGCCAUCAGUUGAACGAUUGAGCUUCCACUUACCAGAUGAGCAGACAGUGCUCUUUGCAGACGAAGAUGACUUGUCAACUACUAUAAAUAAAGCGACAGUUCGAGAAUCUAUGUUUGUCGCGUGGUUCAAGGCAAAUAAAAAAUACGAGAUUGCAAGACAGCUAACUUACAAUGAGUUCCCAAGUAAAUUUGUUUGGAAGCGCAAUGCCAGGAUAUGGGAACCAAGGAAAAGAAAUGCUGUUAUUGGAAGGCUCUUUUUUGUCCCUCCAACAUCUGGAGAAUUAUACUAUCUUAGAAUGUUGUUAAACAUUGUUCAGGGUCCAACAAGUUAUAAAGAUCUUAGAACAUACAGGGAUAUUGUGUACUCAUCAUUUAGAGAUGCAUGCUAUGCAAGAGGCUUAUUAGAUGAUGAUCAAGAAUACAUCGAUGCCAUUGAAGAAGCAAGCCAUUGGGGAUCUGGUCAUUAUUUACGGAAGCUUUUUGCAACUCUAUUAUGGUCAAACUCAAUGGUUCGGCCAGAAGUCGUAUGGAGCAAGUGCUGGACUUUGCUAGCUGAUGGAAUUCUUCACAAUCACAUGAACAUGUUUCAAUUACAAGAUAUGGUUUUGACAGAUGACGAGUUAUCUCAGUUGACUUUACUUGAGAUAGAAGAAAAUCUUAAUCACAAUGGCAAAUCAUUGCGAGAUUUCCCAACAAUGCCAUUUCCCAAUAUCAAGAUAACUCAAUCUAGCAAAGACAUGUGCAUGAUCAGAUCAUUAACGCAGUUAACUCGAAUUGUGGCCAAUUAUUUUUCUUAUAUGGACAUGGUGGCACUGGGAAGACAUUCAUUUGGAAAACUCUUGCAGCUGGACUUAGAUCAAAAGGUGAAAUUGUGUUAG